GUAGAAACUUUUCCUCUCUUUUGAAGCACAAAACGAAAGUAAAGCGCGAUGACUGGACACUGACAGCAGUGCAGUCGCUAAGUGUUCAAACACUCGUGGGGACCAUCUACACCAAGGACUCCAACUAUAACAACAAAUGAUACAUAACUAUAAAACGUUAGAGAGCAUCCACUCUAGAGAAACGUUGAUCGUUCUACACCGAUCAAUCCACUGGUCAACGCAUCCUACUGCACGCUGAAAGGCCUAUUAAUAAAUCGAUUCAACAGCAUUUUAAGCCAUGGAUUCCACAAACUACAUCUCCAUACUGUGCGAGUAUGCUCAGAGACAACGUCAGAUCUCUGACAUCAAGUUUGAGGAGGUUGGAACAGAAGGACCGGAUCACCUGAAAACCUUCACUCUGAGGGUGGUGAUUAAAGGCCAUGCCUAUCCUAACGGGGUUGGAAAGAACAAGAAAGAGGCCAAACAGAAUGCUGCUAAACAUGCUCUGGCUGGCAUGAUGGAGACGACAGAGCAGAAGGAUGAACAUGCUCUGGCUGGAGUGGCGGAGACGACAGAGCAGAAGGAUGCAUCGGUUUCAUGUCCUCCGUCACCGGCUCAGUCUCCAGCCCCUCCUGUCCGAGCAGUUAUCUCCCAGCCCAACUACGUGUGCUGGCUGAAUGAACACAGCCAGAAGAACAAGCUGUCUCUGAAGGCUUUGGAGGAAACGCGUGUUGGACCCAACAACACCUCACAAUGCUGUAGGUAUGUGGUAGGUGAGAAAGAAUACCCAGAGGGCUUUGGGAACACGAAGAAGGAGGCUAAGGAGGAAGCAGCAAUGCAGGUCUAUCUGGAGUUAUGUGGCCGUAGUCAGACUACAGGGACUGCAGAUGAAAACUGCAAUGGCACCACUGGAAAACACAAGGAGGAAUUGAAUCCAAAGGUUGUGGUCCUCAGUGAGAAGGUUGAACACAUGAACAUGAGCCCAGAACAGAAUGUUCCAGCACGAUACAGCUUCAUUACAACAGAGGAGACCAACUUCAUAGGUAUACUCAACCACUACUGUCAGAAAACCAAACGGUUUCCUGACUUUAAACUGGUGGAGAAGAGCGGACCGUCACACGACCCUCAAUUUGUUUAUAAAGUAUUGAUUGACCAGAGAGAAUACCCAAAUGGUUUGGGUAAGACAGCCAAACAGGCCAAACAACAAGCUGCUCAGUUAGCAUGGUCUGCUCUUCAAGAACAGUCUGACUGGAACAGCCAGGUGUCUUGCAGAUCAACAGUUUCAGAAGAUGGAGGACUAUCCUCUCUAACCCCCUCCAGUACAUGGGAAUCCCAGGAUGCAACACCAUCAUCCUUGAGUAUUCCAGGAAGUACCAGUGAGUCCAUCAUAUUCGCAGACUCCGUUAACGUCAGCUCCCCCAAGCAGGUUGAAAGCCCUGUAAAUGUGAAGCCUAAAAUAAGACUAGCACCUAACUUCCUGAUGUCACCGGUCAAGACCAAACAGGAAGGUCCCGAUUUAAAAGGCAACAAUUUAGGAACCUUGUCAAGUGGAAGGACAUCCAACCAACCAAUUAAAUCUAGGUUUUUAUCAGAGUUUGAUUCAAUAGAGAAGAUUGGCAAAGGAGGCUUUGGCAACGUUUAUAAGGCGCGACGGGAACUGGAGCAGAAGUAUUUUGCCGUGAAGAUAGUACUGAGUAAAGGGAAAGCUAAGCGGGAGGUUGGUGCCUUAGCAGAUCUUCAGCACCCCAACAUAGUACGCUACUACACCGCCUGGCUGGAGGACACCGCGUACCGAUGCGACACCAACUCUGAGAGCGACACCACUUCAGAUUCAGGCAGCAGUUCGUCCUCUGAGUUCCUGUACAUCCAGAUGGAACUAUGUGACAAGAGGACUCUAAAAGUGUGGAUCGACGAGAGGAACGCUCAUCGGAAACCCAAACGCAGGGAGGAGAGUCUACACAUCACCCAGCAGAUAGUAAACGGGGUAGAAUACAUCCACUCCAAGAAACUCCUACACAGAGACCUAAAGCCUGCUAACAUCAUGUUCGGUAUGAGUGACGGAGAGGGGAAGGGAGAGGUAAAGAUUGGGGACUUUGGUCUGGUGACGGCAGAAGAUAACGACAACGAUGAGAACCUGCUGGAGAGAACGAAAAAGACAGGAACCAAGUCUUACAUGGCCCCCGAACAGAGGAACCAGACCUCCUAUGACAGAAAGGUGGACAUCUUUGCUUUGGGUCUGAUCUACUUCGAACUGCUCUGGAACCUGUCUGGGAUGGAGAAAGCAGAGGUCUGGAAUGAUGUCAGAAGCCAGAGUUUUCCUCCCCAGUUCAACACGCAGUUCAACUUAGAGAACAAGGUGAUAGAGUCGAUGCUGUGUGCCAACCCAGAGGAUAGACCAGAUGCCAGGCAGCUGAAGAUAAAACUGAUUGAGUGUUCUUGUGUUCUGACCAGAGAUCAAAACUUCCAUCAAGACAACAGAACAGUCUAAAGACAGUCAGUGGAAUUCAUAAAGGCUCUCGGAAUAGUAUUCAUUGUGAUAUAAAAUGCACAACUGAUUCUAGAUCAGUUCUCUACUCUGAGAGCUAUGAAUGCAUGCCCUGAACAUCCAACAAAACAACAAAAUGAUCUGAUCCUAGAUCAAAAUAAAUCAAAUCAAACUUUAUUUGUCACAUGCGCCGAAUACAGGUGUAGACCUUACCGUGAA
Molecule: messenger RNA, 2683 nt
Organism: Oncorhynchus tshawytscha (Chinook salmon)
Lineage: Eukaryota; Metazoa; Chordata; Actinopteri; Salmoniformes; Salmonidae
Gene: eif2ak2
Product: eukaryotic translation initiation factor 2-alpha kinase 2
Exons: 20
Coding region: 278-2467 (729 amino acids)
Biological process (GO): protein phosphorylation
Molecular function (GO): protein kinase activity; ATP binding
Source: RefSeq, a predicted model, not a curated record